This is a messenger RNA of Coccinella septempunctata (seven-spotted ladybird), 1109 nucleotides long. Its product is annotated as zinc finger MYM-type protein 1-like. The record is from RefSeq and is a predicted model, not a curated record. Gene Ontology annotation, molecular function: protein dimerization activity. The transcript is spliced from 2 exons. Lineage: Eukaryota; Metazoa; Arthropoda; Insecta; Coleoptera; Coccinellidae. Bases 345 to 1088 code for a protein of 247 amino acids.
UAGUGCCAGAAAUUAGAAAUACUGUCGCCACUGUAAAGGAUGUUAUAACGUUUUUCAGAGAAUCGACUACACGUCGAAACUACGCUCCAAACCUAUCACGAUUGUGUGAGACGAGAUGGUCCGAAAAAUAUAAAUCAAUCAGAAAGUUUUCUCAACAUUUCCCAGAGCUUGUGAAAUCUCUAGAAACGUUAUCCGUAGAGGGAAAUUAUGCCACCAGAAAAUCUGCAUAUCAGUUGCAUUCAGCCGUUACAAAACCAGUGUUUAUUGUUGCUCUACAAACAAUAGCCAAAUAUUCAGCAGUUUUAGAACCAGUAGUUAACGCACUGCAAGCCAAAUCGAUCGACAUGAUCUCGCUGGGGGAACACAUCAAAAAUAUCAAGGACAUUCUCAGAAAUGACCGCGAGUUUCCUAAUAGAAUGAGUGAUGAAAUGCUUCAAAGAGCCCGAGCUGUUGCAAUGGAUUUGAACAUAGAAAUUUCGAUUCCACGUCUUGCUCACAAGCAAACACAUAGAAGUAAUCCGCCAUCAGACAAUGAUAACGAAUAUUGGCGGCGUUCCCUGAUAAUACCAUACAUUGAUUCACUCAUUUCAUCGUUGAAUAUUCGAUUCUCCCAAGAAAAUACUCCGGCGUUUGCUUUAAGUAAGCUACAUCCCUUGUAUAUGACCAAAACCAGCAUUACAGACUUACACAAGAACGCAGAAUCAUUCCAAGAAUUUUAUAACCUGGAUAUCACCGGAGAACUGAACCUUUGGCAUAAUUUAUGGGUGAAGAAGGCUUUAACAGAUGAUCAAUUAAGGGACAUAGAAGUAGUUGAUCUGUUCAACGAAGCCAACAUUUUUUACCCUGCUGUCAGAAAGGCAUUGAUUAUUUUAAGCACUAUCCCAUGCACCACGGCGACCGUAGAACGGUCCUUCAGUACGCUGCGAAGGGUUAAAACGUGGCUUAGAAGCACCAUGGGUGAAGAAAGGCUUACAGGUUUAUGUCUGAUGAGCGUACAUCGCAAUUAUUCAAAAGAAAACAGUGAGUUUAUUGAAAAGACCAUCAUAGACAAGUUUUCGUCAAAUCCGAGAAGAUUACUGUUAAAUUAAUAUAUAUAUAUAUAUAUAUAU